AUGGCCCCCGGUCUCGUGGAUUCAAGUGCUUUCCCGCAGCCUACAUCCAAGCCUGUCAAGCUGGAUGUGUUCCCCGAUGGAUUCAAAACAUCUGGACAACACCCUCCUAUCUAUUCACAAGUUCGCCCUUAUGCCGACUUCCCCAAAGUCCACACAGGACCCACAGUAUGGAAGGCUGAAGACUAUCGCAACAACCCCGAGUUGUGGACGCAUACUUUCACAGCCGAAGAGAUCGAAGAGAUCAGCAAUGCUACCGAGAAUUUUAUCAAGAGUGGAACUCCCCUGACUGGUAUCUCAAAGACAAACUUCUAUCUUCCAAAGCUAGCCAACCGCAUGGAAGAGCUUCGAAUGGACCUAAUUGACGGCAAAGGAUUCUUCCUGUUCCGAGGCCUCCCAGCUCAAGAAUGGGAUCUCCAAAAAUGCGCAACAGCAUACAUGGGCCUGGGCACAUACCUAGGCUACUUCGUCAGUCAAAACGGCCGAGGCCAUGUCCUCGGCCACGUCAAAGAUCUCGGAGAAGAUCCCACCAAGACCGACCGAGUCCGCAUCUACCGAACCAACGCGAGACAAUACUUCCACACAGACGGCGCCGACUUCGUCGGUCUCCUCUGCGUAGCCAAAUCAAUGAGCGGCGGUGAAUCCGACAUCGCAUCCACGCACAACGUCUUCAAUACGUUGCAAGAACGCUACCCAGAAGUAGCACAGACCAUGUGUGAACCCAACUGGUACUUCGACCGCAAAGGCGAAGUCUCCGAAGGCGAAGAGCAAUGGAUCAGAGGAAGCAUCUUCUACCUCGAAAACGACCGCGCCGGAACUCCCCGCAUCUACGCCCGAUUCGAUCCUAUGAACGUGACGUCUUUGGCGCGAUUCAACUCUGGCCCUGACGCGCGCAUUCCCCCGCUAUCGGAUAAGCAGAAGUACGCCCUGGAGGUGUUCGAGAAGGUCUGUAAGGAGCUUGCGCUUCACAUGAUUCUUGAUCCUGGUGAUAUUCAGUUCUUGAGUAAUGCGCAGGUCUUCCAUGCCCGCACUGCGUACACGGAUCACCCGCCUGGCGCUGUGGAUGACCAGGGCCGGCCUGCUAGACGCCGGCAUUUGAUGAGACUUUGGUUGGCGGCGCCGGAGUCUGAGGGCGGUUGGAAAUUGCCAUAUCAUGAUACGUUGGAGAAGAAGCGUGGUGGGAUUCAGGUUAAUGAUACGCCUCCUGUUUGUCCUUUGGAUGCCGAGUGA
Messenger RNA from Penicillium nucicola, 1227 nucleotides. RefSeq names its product TauD/TfdA family dioxygenase. Gene Ontology annotation, molecular function: oxidoreductase activity. The record is from RefSeq and is a predicted model, not a curated record. NCBI's taxonomy places the organism in Eukaryota, Fungi, Ascomycota, Eurotiomycetes, Eurotiales, Aspergillaceae. The coding region runs from base 1 to 1227 and encodes 408 amino acids. The transcript has 2 exons.